Argentina anserina (silverweed cinquefoil) is the source of this 1095-nucleotide messenger RNA. RefSeq lists its product as uncharacterized. The coding region runs from base 1 to 1095 and encodes 364 amino acids. The transcript is spliced from 2 exons. The record is from RefSeq and is a predicted model, not a curated record. NCBI's taxonomy places the organism in Eukaryota, Viridiplantae, Streptophyta, Magnoliopsida, Rosales, Rosaceae.
AUGGAGAGAGAGUUUCUAGAUUCAACAGCUGGUGGAUCAUUUCUACACAAGAGUAAUGUGGUAGCAAAUGAUCUAUUGGAAAAAAGAGCCAUUAACAAUCAGCAAUUUGGAACAUCUGCUAGUUCCACAAGACAAGUGCAUAAGACAAAUUCGAGUUCUAAUUCUGCUCUAGAGGACAUGGUUGACAAGCUUUCCAAAAUGAUGAGUCAGUUUAUGAGAACAAGUAUAGCACAAGUUUGCGGUAUUUGUACGGAGGGGCACCCCACUGAUCAGUGUUCCCAACAUACUUCUGGUAGAGGAUAUGAGGAAGUGAAUGCCCUUAGUUAUCAGGGAGGCCAGGGGUACAAUCCGUUCUCCAAUACUUACAACCCUGGUUUACGUGGUCAUCCAAAUUUCUGGUGGUCUAACAAUGACAAUGUGCUUAGGCCACAACAUCAUGCUAUGCAAUAUGGGCCUCGCCCGUCUAUUUUGUUUGCAAGACCGCAAGCUCCCCAUCUCAAUGUCACACCUCCAAAUGUGACAAGUGCUCCCAAUUAUGAGGAAAUGUUAAAGUCUUUAGCUGCUGGGCAGAGAAAGCUACCAAGUGGAGUUAUAACUAACCCAAGGGAUGAGCAAGUCCAAGCCAUCAUAACAAGGAGUGGGCUGGAGCUAGUGGAUCAACCUAGAGUUUUAAAGAAGACCCAAACGGGCCACAUUGCUGAUGAUGAUGAAGAGAUUGUGAUCAACAAGGAUUUGGAGAAAGAUCCAACGACCUCUAAGAAGGAGAGUGUGCCGUUCCAAGAGGCACCAAAAGGUACAAGUUCUAACUCAAGUGAUUUAGUUAAGACUAAUCAUAUUUCGUUUGUACCUUUUCCUUCUAGGUUUGCUAAGAUCAAGAAGGACAAAUCUGAUGAGGAAGUGUUGGAAGUUUUUAGGAAGGUGCAAGUUAACCUUCCAUUGUUGGAGUGCAUCAAGCAAAUCUCAAAGUAUGCCAAAUGCUUAAAAGAGCUUUGCACUUCACGGAGACAAACUAGGGAAGAGAAUGUAGUAAAGAUGAAUGAGACAGUUUGGGCUGUUAUCCAGUGGAAACUACCCACUAAGAUGAAGGACCCGUGA